AUGCCCGAACCGCUGGAACCAGAGUGGGCGAACUCAUCAGUAUCGGGUCCUACAUUAUCAUUCCUCCCGCAAGAACCGAUUACCUCUUUCACGGCCGUAGAUACGCGAGUUGAAAAUUCGAACGGCCAAUGCACAACCGAGUAUGCUGCAAUUGAACAGCUAACGGCGCUCAAGAAGGAGCUACGUGCGCUCGAUCUCGAGUCCUUCUGGAGAAAGCUUAUGGAACAUAUCACCUUGCUAUGUAAUGCCCAAUAUGCCUUCGUAGCUCGAAGGGUGAGGGAAGAUGAAGCAGCGAAAGAGAUCGGUGGGCAUAAACCCUCUCUCUUUGGCACGGCAUUUUAUUAUAACGACGGGUUUCAGAAUGUUGGAAUUUAUCGGCACAGAUAUUUUGCUGGUGGGAACCCCCAGUCGCACAUGGAACUCAACAAGCCAUGCACGAUCUCUGAAAACUUGAGCUCGCUCGGUUCAUUCGAUAGGGAUAAGCUACCUUUUGCCGCAGAGGGUUACCUCGCAAUUCCACUGUUUUCAGGGAAUGAGUGUCUUGCCUACCUAGGCUUAAUGUGGUCAGAACGGGGAUUACAAAAUCGAAAGCUUUCAUGGUCUUUCAUGGAAACGAUGCUAUUUUCCUUGGAGGAUUUAGUCGUCCAACGGAUUCACCAGGAUGGUAGCACAGCAGAGCAAGAACAACCAACUCCAGGGUCAACUCCAAAGCGCCGGGAUGAAACCACCCCAUCUGCACAAGCAGUGCACUUUUCUUCUCAACACCUCAAGCCACUUGCGCGCAGUCUUUCGCACGAACUUCGAACACCGAUGCAGGGGAUCGUCGGGAUGUUAGACGUCAUGCAUGCCACUGUGCGUGAUGCACUCACUGGAAAACCUCCAGCGAAAACCGCGUACGUUUUUCAGUCGCUCAAGGAAAGCAUUGAGAUGGUCCAAGACAGUGCAAGAAGGGCCGUUGAAGCGGCAGAUAAUGUCGUGCAUGCUUACGAUCUCAACAUGGAGGUUCCAAAAACUCCCCAGGUAGAGCGAGAUAUCAACUUCUCUGGCAUCGCCAUGUCCCCGGUUGCAACAUCUGAGAGCCGGCCAAACGUUUUCAUCGACGGGAGCAACAUAGCCAUCAACCCCUACAAACGACGAAGGAGCAACCCGCCAGAGAGCAAAGUUGAAAUGACUCCGAAGCAGAAAAUUCGUCGAGUAUCGUCCCCGAAGGAGCUUUCCCCGCGUACUGAGGAGGUUAAAAAUGCCGUACACGAGAGUGACAAGAUCUUCAGCACCAAAACGCCUGCUCAUCAGAUAGAAGCAGUGAUGGCUAGCAUGGUUGAACCUCGCGCGUCACUAGCUGUCCGGAGAUCGGCUCCUCAUCUUCUAUUGGAAGGCAUUAACGUCAAUUUUCAGGGCCCCGCGCUGCGGUUCACCAAACUUCGCGAUCUGCUUCGUUUGGUGGUCAACGAGUCUCUUCAUGUCGGCGGAAGACCUGACUUCGUGGUCAGCAACGAAACUGAGUUGGGUGAGAAGAUCGAGGUUCGGUCGCGAACAUCUAACGGAGAGGUUUAUUCGAAGACAAUAGACUGGUCCGUGGAUCUUGCUGUACCCGAUGCGCUUCUCACAGAUGACAGAGACUUGGCCAAGCUGAUAUCAUGCGUAUUCUUGAAUGCUGUCAAGUUCACAAACAAUGGCCUAAUCACCGUCAAGGCUACACUCAGCGAUAGAGCCAACGAUAUCUUGAUCAAUGUUUGUGAUACCGGAACUGGUAUCCCCAUGGCCUUUUUACCUAAUCUUUUCAAGCCAUUCGCUCGGGAAGACGCAUCGAUCACACGAAGCAAAGAUGGACUAGGGUUAGGGCUCCUCGUGGCAAAGGGUCUUGCCAGAAAAAUGGGUGGUGACCUUGUUUGCGUCCGUUCAUCAACCGCCGAACCUGACCGUGGUUCUGAGUUCGAGAUCAGGAUCCCCGUAAACGAACCCGAGUCCACUCGCUCAAGUAACCCAUCAACGCAAUUGACAACCCCUCCCAAUAUCAGAGAAACCUCAAGAUUCAGCAGUGUUAGCAAUUCCACCCCAGGCUCCUCUACGAUAUCACCGGUGCAGCCACCUGCACCUACACCGAUCCAACAGCCGACUCCCGCUCUUACUGAUGAAUCCUCCCGCACACCAACACCAACUCGCUCUGUGCCCAGCACAACACCCCUGAGACCGCCAGCCAGCGAAAUGUUUCCUGAUGGCAAACCUGGAGAGAAGAAUCCUCUUACUUUCCUCGUAGCCGAAGAUAAUAAGAUCAAUCGGCGUGUACUAGUACAUAUGUUGAAGAGACUGGGAUACCAGGAAAUAUACGAGGCUGGCAACGGGAAAGAAGCCGUACGAACGAUGAAGAAUAUCCUUGAUUCACAAUGCUCUGAGGAUGAGGCAAACCUGGUGCAAAAGGCCCCAGAUCGCCAGGCAAGUGCAGAUGAUUUCCUCAUCCCCGGGCUUCCGCUCCGGCAGAAGAAGGCGAAACCGGUGGAUGUCAUACUGAUGGACCUCUGGAUGCCUGAGAUGGACGGAUAUGAAGCCACUUCAAAGAUAUUUCAGAUGAUUAACGAAUAUCGUCACGGUCAAUGUCAACCUGGCCGAUUACAUUCUCGAGACAUACCCCCAUCUCAACCACCCACUGUCCUCGCUGUCAGCGCAGACGUCACGGAUGAGUCCCUCAGUCGUGCCUCCAAAGUUGGAAUGAAGGGUUACAUGACCAAGCCAUAUAGACUGGUAGACUUGGAGCGGCUGAUCGCUGGCUUUUGCAGCGAUUCUGCGUCCCAUCAAGCCAAUGAUUCAACGAACACAUGA
Aspergillus puulaauensis is the source of this 2817-nucleotide messenger RNA. RefSeq lists its product as uncharacterized. The transcript is spliced from 2 exons. Bases 1 to 2817 code for a protein of 938 amino acids. Gene Ontology annotation, biological process: protein autophosphorylation; phosphorelay signal transduction system. NCBI's taxonomy places the organism in Eukaryota, Fungi, Ascomycota, Eurotiomycetes, Eurotiales, Aspergillaceae. The record is from RefSeq and is a predicted model, not a curated record. Gene Ontology annotation, molecular function: histidine phosphotransfer kinase activity; phosphorelay sensor kinase activity.